AUGUCGUCGCGCAACCCUCCGCCCUGGGAACGCAAUGGUCGCGACAGACCACCACAGCGACCGCCGCCAUCGUCCACGGUACCCGCGAAGCGCUCGAGCGACUCGCGAUCACACGAGAGGGCCUCAAAGCGGUCAACAAAUGCCGCAGAAGACGCCUGGGUCGCGGACGAAGACCGCUUCGUGCUGCAGCAGGCGAAGAAGAAGGCGGCCCUGCGCGUCAAGGGCGGUCGUGCCAGGCCCAUCGACUGGCUCGCUGUCACGUUGCGGUUUAUCGACCCUACCAGAUCUGUACACGAAGAGGAAGUCGAGGAUCACGAGCUGGACGUUGUCGACCCGGAAGGCGUAUUGGAGGGCCUGGGUUCAGAAGAGCUGUCCGAGCUGGAGAAGGAGAUCGAGAACUACCUUGCGUUGGAAACCAACCGCAGCAACAGAGACUACUGGAGUGCGCUCAAGACUAUCUGCAAAGACCUCCGCCGCAAAUCGAGGGAUUCGUUCGACUCGCGCAGCACAAACUCCGUCGCCGCCGACAUCGACACGCUCCUCGCGCCCAAGACACGCGAGCAGCUGGAGAUACUCGAGGUGCAGGUGAAGAAAAAGCUGGACUCAGACGAGCCCAUCGACUACGACUACUGGGAUCAGCUGCUGCGGAGUCUGCGCAUAUGGAAGGCCAAGGCGAAGCUGCGGCGCGUAUCACAGGAGAUUGUCAGGGAGAGGCUCCAGGCGCUACGGAAACAACAAGCAGAGGCUGCGGCGUCGGUACAGGAGAAGCUGCAAGGGACGCUGGGUAGCACGUCAGCAAUGACUGUGGCCUACGACGUGUCCCUCGACCCCGAGCCAUCGUUGAAGCUUAGCACCGAGGAUAAGGCGCUGAAGCAGGUGGACGAGAAGAAGUUCCUAGAGGACAUUGCCAACGAACGCAAGAGAACACAGAAGCUCGGCUAUGUUCCCUCGCAGAACGCCGCGCCGGACCAAGUCACGAUGAACAGCAAGACAGGCGGCAGCGGCGCGGCCACCGUCAGCGCCUCACGGUUCGCGCCCAUCGAGAAAGAGGACUCCUCGCAGGCGACCAUGGCCCUCUACGAACGAGAGGUCGCACGCGGGGUCGAAGAGGGCGAGGAGGUCUUUACGGCCGAAGAACAGGUCACGACUGCGCGACCGCAGUGGGCUGGCACCUACAAACCCCGAAAGCCCCGCUACUUCAACCGUGUGCAGAUGGGUUAUGAGUGGAACAAGUACAAUCAGACCCACUACGACCACGACAAUCCCCCGCCCAAGGUCGUCCAGGGCUACAAGUUCAAUAUCUUUUAUCCAGAUCUCAUCGACAAAACAAAAGCGCCCACGUACAAGAUCGAACGCGAGAACGGUCGCAGACGAGGCGAAUCCUUUGCCCCGGCUGGGGAGGAUGACACGUGCCUGAUCCGUUUCAUCGCCGGGCCGCCCUACGAGGACAUUGCCUUUCGUAUCGUGGACAAGGAGUGGGAUUAUAGCGCCAAACGGGAGCGCGGCUUCAAGAGCAGUUUCGAUAAGGGCAUAUUGCAACUGCACUUCCAGUUCAAAAAGAUCUAUUAUCGGAAGUAG
Messenger RNA from Didymella exigua CBS 183.55, 1578 nucleotides. RefSeq lists its product as uncharacterized. Gene Ontology annotation, molecular function: protein binding. NCBI's taxonomy places the organism in Eukaryota, Fungi, Ascomycota, Dothideomycetes, Pleosporales, Didymellaceae. The transcript is spliced from 5 exons. Gene Ontology annotation, biological process: mRNA cis splicing, via spliceosome. Bases 1 to 1578 code for a protein of 525 amino acids. The record is from RefSeq and is a predicted model, not a curated record. Gene Ontology annotation, cellular component: cytoplasm; spliceosomal complex.